Fukomys damarensis (Damara mole-rat) is the source of this 2475-nucleotide messenger RNA. It is a transcript of the gene Slc25a37, whose product is annotated as solute carrier family 25 member 37. NCBI's taxonomy places the organism in Eukaryota, Metazoa, Chordata, Mammalia, Rodentia, Bathyergidae. Gene Ontology annotation, molecular function: ferrous iron transmembrane transporter activity. The coding region runs from base 592 to 1155 and encodes 187 amino acids. The transcript is spliced from 3 exons. Gene Ontology annotation, biological process: iron import into the mitochondrion. Gene Ontology annotation, cellular component: mitochondrial membrane. The record is from RefSeq and is a predicted model, not a curated record.
UCUCCUCUUCAACACAUCCUACCCCGGGGCCUUCCUCCCCAUGACCCAGCAGCCUUCGUCUUCGGCAGCUUGCUCGUGAAAAAGGAACUCUGGGGUUGUGUGCGCACACCCACCCAGACACACGCACUUGCGCACACACGCUCACACACGCUUCCCCGUCCCCUGCCUGCGCUCUCUGAGCCCAGGGGACUUCGGUGGCAGAGGCGUUUCAGUUCUCCCUGUUGUGGGAGCUUUUUUUUUUUAAAUCAUUCAAUAACCAUUAAUGAUCAGUUCUAGCACACACCCUGAAUAGAAACAAAACUUUUGAAUGCUGGAUUCAGAAAAAAAAAAAAGUUAUCUGGACAGCUUCUUUGAGACUAUUUAAAAACUGGUACAACAGGUCUCUGCAACGCCAAGAUCUAACUAAGCUUUAAAAGGUCAAGAAGUUUUAUGGCUGACAAAGGACUUGCGCCACUGCGGAAGGCCUUUUCCACUCUCAGCUUCAGGAGAUUUGGGGGUCUUGCCCCCGCCGUCCUCUUCCAUGUGUCUGAGCCGCGCUUCUCCGCACCGAGGGCUGCAAUAGCUUUGUGUGGUUGAUGGAUAGCUGGGAGUAUGGCCACCCUGCUCCACGAUGCGGUAAUGAACCCAGCAGAAGUGGUGAAGCAGCGCUUACAGAUGUACAACUCGCAGCACCGGUCUGCCCUCAGCUGCAUCGGCACAGUGUGGAGGACCGAGGGGUUGGGGGCCUUCUACCGGAGCUACACCACGCAGCUCACCAUGAACAUUCCCUUCCAGUCCAUCCACUUCAUCACCUAUGAGUUCCUGCAGGAGCAGGUGAACCCGCGGAGGGACUACAACCCGCAGUCCCACAUCAUCUGUGGUGGCCUGGCUGGGGCCCUCGCUGCGGCUGCCACCACCCCCCUCGAUGUCUGCAAGACCCUACUCAACACACAGGAGAAUGUGGCUCUGUCCCUGGCCAACAUCAGUGGCCGGCUGUCGGGCAUGGCCAACGCCUUCCGGACGGUGUACCAGCUCAAUGGCCUGGCAGGCUACUUCAAAGGCAUCCAGGCACGCGUCAUCUACCAGAUCCCCUCUACGGCCAUCUCCUGGUCCGUCUAUGAGUUUUUCAAGUACUUCCUCACCAAACACCAGCUGGAGAACCGAACUCUGUACUAAAGGAAUGGGCUAUGGGAAGUGGUUCUGGAAUCUUUUGUUCACGAAAGCCUUCCCCUGCCUGCCUGCCUGCCUGCCUGCUGGUCCCUCGGCCUCAAGUCCAAGGUCCUUUUCUUGAGGGUGCCCUUGAUAUGUGCUCUCUGAUGCCUUAGAAAGAGGGGAGGCCAAGAUGGCCGCUGAGCAGAAGGCUGUCUGUCCACAGGGACAGGAAAGACUCGGGGAGGGGAGCAAGAUAUGGCUGCUGCUUCUCCUCCCCCAGAGAAUGUAGCUUUUCUGCCUCACUGUGGCAGACUCCUCCCUCCAUCCUUAGGUCAUACAGGAGGGAAGAGGAAAUACAGUGACUAAACACAUUAGAAAGUAUAUAUAUAUAUAGUUCCACUAUACAGUCUAAAAUAGAUGGAUAAUGUUUAUCCUUUAUUUUUCUACAUAGAAAUUUUUGAAUUCGUGUGUAUUCUUGUGUGUGUGUCCAUAAAUAGUAUUACAGACAAGCCGAUCAAGCUGUUUUUAAAAAACAGGAGGGCUGAAUUCUUCCAUCAGGCCAAGUAAAAAGGCACCAAAGUGAUAAAUGGCUGAAUGUGGCCCCAAAUUGCAUGUAGGUCCCCCCAGAUGGAAGUUUCACUUGAAUGUAAAAUAAUAAACAUUAAGUGUAUAUUUUGAAUUUCUCUUUUAAUGGGGAAAGAAGGUACGUUAAAAACAAUUGUGCUACUUGACAAUUUUUAAUUCAAUCAGUCACUCACUUUCAUGUGCCUUAUCCCCUUGUCUUUCCUAAAAAUUCCAGGACCAAAGAUCAGGCCCUGGCACGUUUCUCACUGCUGUGUUACGCACACACAUGGCCCAGGCAGUAGGAUCGCUCCUGCAGUAGGCUGGUGGCCUGAGUACAUUUAGGGCAACCAGACUGACACCUGCUGAGGCUGUUCCUUUGCUCGUUGUGAGUGACCUGAAUUUGUGCCUCCAUUGGUCACAUGUAGAAGCCCUGGAUCUGCCAGCAUUUGGCUACUUGAGUAGGUCAUUGGGAUAAAUCCUACUUUUAUCCUAAGACUUAUUAUGAAUCAGCCUUUUUUCCCUCAGGCACUUCAGGACAUUUGGCUUUUAUGUGUUUGGACUAAGUCUUCUCCUGUCCUGCCUUUCCCUGUACUGUCUAGGGAUUAACAAAACGGAGCCAGCACACCUCUGGCACUUGGCUGUGCCCUUGUCCUGUCCCAUCCUUUCAUUCCCUGUCACAUUAGCUGGUGAAAAGUCUGGGCCCUCCAGCUGGGCCUCACUGCAGAAGUCUGGCCUGGACCCUCAUGGCCAAGGCUACUCUCCAGCCUUGUGCAUGUCACU